Molecule: messenger RNA, 408 nt
Organism: Vitis riparia (riverbank grape)
Lineage: Eukaryota; Viridiplantae; Streptophyta; Magnoliopsida; Vitales; Vitaceae
Product: proline-rich receptor-like protein kinase PERK2
Exons: 1
Coding region: 1-408 (135 amino acids)
Source: RefSeq, a predicted model, not a curated record
AUGACAGCCUAUGAUGCAGAGCCAGGAGCCCCAGUUGGACCAGAGCAUCCAGAGAUUCCACAUCCAGAGCGGCCAGAGGAGCCACAGCCGGUUGAGAUACCAGCUGACAUGAGAGCACCUGCCCCUACAGUGCCCUCUACAGGGCCUAUUCCUGAGGUUGCACCCUCUGCUCCUCCUGCCACACCAGGGACUCCGCCUGUUAUACCAUCUACAUCAGAGCCUCCUCCUUCAUCCGAGUCUAGGAUUGCCAUAUCCAUUUCCGAGUUUAGAGGCCUAUGUCACACUUUGCAGACAUUGACCACUUCUCAAAGCAUCCUCACUCAAGAGAUGAUAGCUCUUCGUGCCCAUCAAGAGCAGAUUAUUGCCACCCAAACCCAGCAUACUGCCAUCCUUAGGCAGAUACAAUAG